Messenger RNA from Gambusia affinis (western mosquitofish), 4102 nucleotides. RefSeq names its product choline O-acetyltransferase-like. Lineage: Eukaryota; Metazoa; Chordata; Actinopteri; Cyprinodontiformes; Poeciliidae. Bases 254 to 2155 code for a protein of 633 amino acids. Gene Ontology annotation, cellular component: neuron projection; cytoplasm. Gene Ontology annotation, biological process: acetylcholine biosynthetic process; neuromuscular synaptic transmission. Gene Ontology annotation, molecular function: choline O-acetyltransferase activity. The record is from RefSeq and is a predicted model, not a curated record. The transcript is spliced from 15 exons.
GAUGGGAGGAGUUUGUUGCCUCAGGGGAGAAGGUGAAUACAAACACCUUCAGCAUCUUUUCAAGCUGCGCUUUCAUGUGGAGCCGCAGCAUCGCGGCGAAGCGAUGUUUUUUUCCUCCCUGCAACUCGUAACAUGAGAAUGGCGUCUGACCACAAUGUGAACUUUAGCGCUUUCCUCGGACUCUCCGUGUGCUGCAGAAACAAGGGACGGUCCUGAGAGGUCAUUUUUCACCUGAUCGGACUGAACUGCAGCAAUGUCAGCACUACAGAAACAAGUGACAAGAGGCCAAGACAGCCAAGUCUUGCCGAAGGUCCCUGUGCCCCCACUCAAACAAACCCUCGACACCUACCUGAAAUGCGUCCAGCAUCUUGUGAAAGAAGAGCAGUUUAAGAAGACUAAGGCCAUUGUGGAGAAGUUUGGGGCUCCCGGAGGAGUCGGGGAGAUUCUUCAGAAGAAACUUUUGGAGCGGAAGGACAAAAAAGCCAACUGGGUCUAUGACUACUGGCUGGAAGACAUGUACCUAAACAAUAGGUUGGCACUGCCAGUUAACUCCAAUCCUGCCAUGGUGUUUCCAAAACAGGCUUUCAGAGAUCACAAAGAUGCUCUCAGAUUUGCUGCUCGUCUCAUCUGUGGGGUGUUAGAGUAUAAGGCUCUCAUUGAUGCGAGAAAGCUGCCUCUGGAUUUUGCUCGAGGCCAGUUAGCCGGGACUCCUUUGUGCAUGGAGCAGUAUUACCGCCUCUUCACCUCCUACCGCUACCCGGGUCUGAAGACGGACACGCUGAAGGUUGACUUGAGCGCUGCCUCCCCGGCGCCAGAGCACAUGAUUGUGGUGUGCAAAAACCAGUUUUUCCUCUUGGAUGUAGUCACAAACAACAAGCAGCUCAAUGAGACAGAGUUCUUUCUCCAGCUGGAGAAGAUUAUGAAAAUGUCAGAAAAUGCUGAAGAGAAACUCCCUCCUUUUGGGAUCUUGACCUCAGACGGAAGGACUGAAUGGGCACAAGCUAGGGAAGCACUAAUAAAAGAUCAAACUAACAGUGACUCUCUGGCUCUGAUUGAGAGCUGUAUAUGUGUGGUGUGUUUGGACGAGCCCUGCGGGGUUCCGCCCAGCGACACCAACAGGGCUCUGAUGAUGCUGCAUGGUGGUGGCCGGGAACAGAAUGGUGCAAACCGCUGGUAUGAUAAAUCAAUGCAGUUUGUUGUAGGAAUGGAUGGGGUGUGUGGGGUGGUGUGUGAGCAUUCCCCGUUUGAGGGAAUAGUCAUGGUGCAGUGCUCAGAGUUCCUUAUGAAACGCAUAACAGGGAGUCCCUCCAGGACAGUUCAGCCGUCCAGCACCAGACCACUCCCCCCUCCAAGGAGGCUGCUGUGGAAAUGCAACUCCCAUGUUCAGGCUCUCCUAGAAGCAUCGGGAGACAGACUGCAGAGGCUGGUGAACAAUCUUGAUAUGGAUGUUUUCACAUUUGAAACUUAUGGAAAAGAAUUUAUCAAAAAACAGAAGAUGAGCCCAGAUGCAUUCAUACAAAUCUCCUUGCAGCUUGCAUUUUACAAAUGCAGAGGAAGGCUGGUGUCCACGUACGAGAGUGCUUCGCUUCGUCGUUUUCAAGAAGGUCGGGUAGAUAACAUCCGUUCAGCCACAGCUGAGGCCCUGGCCUUUGUGAGGUCCAUGACCGACGACAGAGCAACUUUCACAGAUUCUGAAAAAAUGAAACGAUUGAAGGAUGCAGUAAAGGCCCAGACAGACUACACAAUCGCAGCAAUUACAGGAAUGGCAAUAGACAAUCACCUCCUUGGACUUCUGAAGGUCUCAAAGCAGCUGAACAUGGAGAAGCCAGAGAUCUUCUGUGACGAGACAUAUCUGGCCAGUAACCAUUUCAUCCUCUCCACUAGUCAGGUUCCUACAACAGUGGAGAUGUUCUGCUGCUAUGGACCUGUGGUGCCCAACGGCUACGGCACCUGCUACAACCCGCAGCCGCAUCACAUUGUCUUCAGUGUGGCGAGUUUCUGGGAGAACACGGAGACGAGCUCGGCCGUUUUCGUCAAAGCCCUAAACGAGGGCCUGUUGGAAAUCAGGGAUCUGUGCAAUAGAAGUGCAGCUGCAGAUACCAAACCACCCCAAAGCAGCACAGCAGCUGGCCAGCCUCGUAAAUCAGGAAAGUAAACUAUACAGAUAGAACCUCCCCUAUACUCACCUAAUCAAACCUCAGUUAGCCUGAUAUUUCAAGAAAAAUGAAAAGCCUUAUAAAUGAAUAUUUAACUACAUAAAAAAUAUGUAUAUAAAUCUUAAGAAAAUAUAUAGAAAAGAAAAAUUAGUAGGUAAAUGUCAUUUUUGGAUGUGUAGGAGUGAUGCAGGGUUCGAAACUGACUCUGGUGGACUGAAGUUAGUCAGUCUGCUGCACUUAAGGAACUUGAAGCCAUGUCUGUUUGUAGCGCCAGUCUGAGGAUUCAGUCCUCAGUCUAAGAGUUAUUAAAAAGAUCAUUCCUGUGUAUAUUACAUCUAACUUAUACCACACAAAUUAUUAAUCUAUAAAACAGAACAGACUGAAAAAAAUCUGAAUAGAGUAUAGUAUAAUUUAUUAAUGCCAGCUGGUAUUUGUGAAUGAGAUUUGCCAUUUGAUCAACACUGUGAUUUUAAAUGUUCAAAUAUGUGAUGUAUUAAUAUGUGUAAUUUAUUAUUUUUUAAUUAUAAGUUUUCCAAAGAGGUGUGUAUAUGUGAAGUAUGUAUUUUAAAGCACUUUAACACACACACACACACUCACACACAUAUGUAGUUGAAACCAGAUAUGUGCGUACACUACAGAUGAAGCUUAUUUUAUUUAAGUAUGAAGAUGUUCUGCUUCCUGCUGACUUAAAACCUCACAUUUAAGAUUAGAAAAUGUCCUUAACCUAAUAGAAGAAAAUAUUUUUGUCGGCCUGUCAGAAAUUGGGGCUUCAUGAAAAUUAUGUACAGGACCUGCUUCAAGGUUGUUAUUUUGAAAAGACCCUUUAAAUCUGAUUAACAAGCCCAAUUGGAAUUCAUAUUUUAAGUCAACAAUUAAAAUUUCACAAAGACACACAACAAAUACAAGAUGAUCAUUUAUUUGUUAGAAUUCCAGGGUAAUAUUUGCAACUAUCUAGAUGUGUUACGUAUUGCAGCAAUAGUGGCAAUAAUAGGUGCAUAUGUGUUAUCAGUCAUCAGUGCUGCUUUAUUACCAAGUUAUAAACAAGUAUAUAUAUUUACCAUAUGUAUAUAUAGUCAUAAUUUGUCCUUUCAUUUGCAUUUAAAGCAGAUGCAAUACAUAAAAUAGAUAACAAAACCAGUGAUGUACUGCAUAGUUUAAGCAAUUUGUGCAAUAAUAUACAAAGUGCAGUGAAGGUUUUGUGCAAUCUUAUGUGCAUGGAGCUUCUUCAUUGAUAAAUCAAUACGAGUUGCUAUUUUUAUAUUCAGAGAUAAAAGAAACAAAUACUAUAUGAAGUUAUGAAAUUAAAAAUGUUUAUUCAUCAGAAAAAGUCCCUGCAAGUAUGUGUUGUGGGUCCUAUUUAUUUUGUGAACUCUAAGUGGCAAUCAGUGUUAAAGGUGUCAAGAUAUUUACUGUCUUGUUGCAUAUCCACAAACCAAAGUGAAUGUAUUAUGAUUUUAAACCUGAGAUAAGUAUUAUACCUGAAAUGUGUGUGUUUAAUUCUCUAUAAAGCUACAACAAUUUUGAUUAAAUAUUAAUAAAAUUAGUGCAAAAUCAGAAUGCCUUAGAAAGAUGUAAAAGUAUUGCUGUCAUUUGUCUGAAGAAAACACCUAUUAAUGUGGGAACAACAUGGUUAAGACGUAUUUGUCACAAGUUUUUUUUUGUUUUUUUUGUAUGUAUCACCCAAUAAUGUAUUUAUUGAUAAUUAUAGGAAAAACCUGUAUAAAUGUGGCUUCUGUUGCAGAAGUGCUCACAUCACUUGAAUUCUUUUCUCAUUUUGACAAGCUGUGUAUUUUGUUAGGACAUGUGAUGGGUACAAAACUGUGAAGUGAAAGAAAAAUCAUUAAGUGUGUGUAUUUUCUUGAAAAAUAAAAAUCUAAAGUGUAGUAAACAUUAUUAAUUCAGAUCACUUUACUGUGAAACCAUUAAAUAAAAUCUAGUGCAGCCAC